UCAACAAGGGAAUCAACACAUAUCCUCCUCCAUCUUAUAAACAGACCUGCGAGCAGCUGGCCGGUCAACAGGAAGGACAAACCUUCAUCAGCUAUUCUGGGCUGAAGUCGGCGGAUCUGGAGUUUGCAGAUGAAGGGGAGGAGAGGUUUCAGGCGCAGAUGGAAGACAAGGGUCAGGCCACACAGCUGGAUGUCAUCGACACUGCGAAAACUGGGCAGAGUUCAGUCUCCGGAGCCAACCUCAGCGGUUCCAUCAUCCUGCCAAAGGUGCAGCUGGCCGCUUCUGUCCCCAAAGAUCCCUGUACCCUCCCACAGGACAUUGGCAGCUGCCAGAACUACGCCUUGAUGUGGUUCUUCGACAAGAAGGAGAGUAAGUGUUCUCGCUUCUGGUACGGCGGGUGCGGCGGCAACGAAAACCGCUUUGAGACACGGAGGGAGUGUGAGAACCUUUGUCAGCUGAAGAGGCCAGGACCAAGAAGAUAUCUAACGAGACGGCGCCGGAUGGGCUUGAGAAAACUGUCAGCUGGCACCAAACAGGAAUCACAAAAACCUUAAAAACACAUGUUUGAGGAAACCACCAGGUGGCAUUACCCACAGCUGAGUCUGUUCUGGUACUGUUAAACUACCAACUGUUCCAGUAGUUACUUGGCUUUCUGUCCUGAAUAUGCAUGUUGUUUUUUUCUGAAAAGACGACCUUAUUUUGUGAAUUCCUGUUGGAGCUUUGUUUUACUGGUGUUUUACCAGUCAGGAGUUUUGUUUGUCAUUGAUUCCACCUUUAAUGUAUCUAACCAAUGACCUACAGGGACUUCACUGUGAACCUUCUUUCAGGUGCUAUUUUCGCCACUGGUCAGCUUUCUUUUUGAGCAGGUGAACAUGUGGUUCAUCUGAAGUAAGAUUUCUGCACUAACAGAUUUUGUACACAUUUUUAUUAAAAUGUUUAUUACUGAAAAUACUACACAACUCAGUCUGUCAGUAUCAUACAGUGUUUGUCCAUAUGGAUAUCCCACAAAGGAACUGACGCAGCCUUGAGAAGCAGUUAACGUGAUUAAAAUAAAGGCAUGGUAUUCCCUCCAGGCCAAACAUUUUAAUAAUCCCUCAGUGGUCCUGAAUCACUGCACUAGCCUGUCAGGGUUUCUUUCCUUCUCCCCUGAGCUGAUAAUGUCUCUAUGAACCUGCGUGGAGCAUCAGAAACCCCUGUGGUGUUCUGGUUACAUACAGUAACUGACAUGUUUUGCUUCUGUUUGAGGAUUGUGCAGGUUAUUAAUCAAAUAAGACGGGAGGAAACAAAUAUCUUGAUAUAUAAUGCUUUGUUGGUUACACAGCAUCAGGCUAAAACAUGACACACAGUCAUUUUAUUAGGAACCACUGAGUCAGUCCAACCCAAUAGUCCUCCAGUAAGUCCUCCUCCAUGAAGGGGAUGACAUUCAGACUGUUCCACAGAAGUGCUGGUUCACCUGUGUGAUCACUGUGGAGGCUGCAGGUUGUGCUGCUGUCUAGCUGGACUGUGUUAUACUGACAGGUGUUUCUGUUGUUUUGUCCACUGCAUUUAUCCCAAAGUGGCUAUGCAGGACUGUUGGAUUAGACUGACUUAGUUUUAGCUAGGUGGACCUAUAAAACUGCCAAUGGAGAGUAUAGAGCAGAUUUAUAAUAUCUAACCAAAAUAAUCUGUAGUUUAUAGCAGAUCCAGGCAUUUUCAUCUGCCACGAGGUGGCACCACUGACUUAUCACUGAGCAAACCGAGUGCUAGUGCAAGUGUCCGCACAGUGGAGAGCUGCUACAAAUCCUUUGGUAGCACAGUGGGCUGGUAUUAGGUACAGUAUAUGUGUGUAGUAAUAUUUGCAAUUUACUGGCUCACUUGUGUAAAACCUCAAAGUGUAACUUUAGUUUGCAGGUUUUCUCUUUCUUUUUCAUCACCUGUCUUUCCUGACACAGCUGGAUGCUGUUCUGACCACCAAACUAAGAUCUCUGCAGACGGCCUGUCACCAAUCUCCCAUGCAACUAUAAAUGUUUGUAUAUCACUGAGGAGUCAAACUUGGCCCUGUUGUAUGAUAAA
Molecule: messenger RNA, 2052 nt
Organism: Monopterus albus (swamp eel)
Lineage: Eukaryota; Metazoa; Chordata; Actinopteri; Synbranchiformes; Synbranchidae
Product: kunitz-type serine protease inhibitor BmKTT-2-like
Exons: 5
Coding region: 159-554 (131 amino acids)
Molecular function (GO): serine-type endopeptidase inhibitor activity
Source: RefSeq, a predicted model, not a curated record